Molecule: messenger RNA, 1227 nt
Organism: Daphnia magna
Lineage: Eukaryota; Metazoa; Arthropoda; Branchiopoda; Diplostraca; Daphniidae
Product: pre-mRNA-splicing factor CWC22 homolog
Exons: 4
Coding region: 86-1048 (320 amino acids)
Cellular component (GO): extracellular region
Molecular function (GO): chitin binding
Source: RefSeq, a predicted model, not a curated record
AAAAGACACGUAUAAACGAGCUAUGCGAUAUAAAAGAGGUCUGGAUGUCUGGCAAAAUAAGACACAACUAUAGAAGGAUCGCAUCAUGGCCGUCUCGUUCCGCAUGUCGACUCUCUGCUUUUUCUUCGUGCUCGUAGCACUCGCUUUAAGUUCCGAGACAUCGGCAAAAGAGAAACACGAUAAUUCAUCUAGCAGGCGAGAUUCUUCGGCCAGCAAGAAAGAUUCUUCGUCCAGCAAAGAAGAUUCUUCGUCCAGCAAGGAGGAUUCUUCGUCCAGCAAGGAAAAUUCUUCGUCCAGCAAGGAAGAUUCAUCGUCCAGCAAGGAAGAUUCUUCGUCCAGCAAGGAAGAUUCAUCGUCCAGCAAGGAGGAUUCUUCGUCCAGCAAGGAAGAUUCUUCGUCCAGCAAGGAAGAUUCAUCGUCCAGCAAGGAGGAUUCUUCGUCCAGCAAGGAAGAUUCUUCGUCCAGUAAGGAAGAUUCUUCGUCAGGUGAAAUACAUUCUACUUAUACAUUUGAAGAAGAAACGACUGCCAAAGAGGAUUUAACUACACCUCCUCCACCUGAACCGUCAACUGAAAAAUCGAUUGAAGAUUCUUCGUCCAGCAAGGAAGAUUCUUCGUCAGGUGAAAUACAUUCUACUUAUACAUUUGAAGAAGAAACGACUGCCAAAGAGGAUUUAACUACACCUCCUCCACCUGAACCGUCAACUGAAAAAUCGAUUGAAGAUUCUUCGUCCAGCAAGGAAGAUUCUUCGUCAGGUGAAAUACAUUCUACUUAUACAUUUGAAGAAGAAACGACUGCCAAAGAGGAAUUAACUUCACCUCCUCCACCUGAACCGUCAACUGAAAAAUCGAUUGUCACCGUGACACCUGAACCGACGCCCUUCGAUUGUCAAUUCAAGAGCAACGGGAACUACGUUAAUCCCUCCGACUGCAAGACUUACAUCGCCUGCUCCAACGGAAACACUUACAUCAUGGUGUGUCCGGCUAACUUGGUGUACAACGAAAAUGGCUGGUGCGACUACGUCUAUAACGUGCCCCGCUGCAUGUAAGUUCUUGAUUUUGUUCUUAAUCGUAGUUUUUAAUUCACCCACAUGUUAAACAUUCAAGUAUUGAAUUGAUCGUAAUCCAAUCGAAUUGAAUUAUGCCUUGUAAUGUUCCAAAUUAAAACAAUUUUGAUUUACUGCUUGUGAAUAACAUUAGCCCCAAAAUACACGUUACAAGUCAAUAA